Molecule: messenger RNA, 1852 nt
Organism: Trametes versicolor FP-101664 SS1
Lineage: Eukaryota; Fungi; Basidiomycota; Agaricomycetes; Polyporales; Polyporaceae
Product: cytochrome P450
Exons: 12
Coding region: 1-1533 (510 amino acids)
Molecular function (GO): monooxygenase activity; oxidoreductase activity, acting on paired donors, with incorporation or reduction of molecular oxygen; heme binding
Source: RefSeq, a predicted model, not a curated record
AUGUCCAUGUUAUCUACCCUCCUCUUGCUUGCAGCAGCCGCCUUGAUUGCAUGGGUGGGCUCGCUACAGCGACGCAAGAACACACCUCCUGGUCCCAGACCUCUCCCCUUGAUCGGGAACCUGCUCGACUUCAGCUUCCAGCGACUCUGGCUCCGCGCCACAGCCUGGGCGGAUCAGUAUGGGGAUGUCGUAUACCUGAAUCUGUUCGGCCGGGGCGUCCUCUUCCUCAACACGCUCGAUGCCGCUGCCGAUCUUCUCGAGAAGCGCGGACCGAUCUACUCGGACAAGCCGCGCAUGGUCAUGUGUGCCGAACUGUGCGGCUGUGAGAACAUCAUCGCGUUCGCGCGGUACGGUGACGGCUUUCGCCGCCUGCGGCGGCUGAUGCAGAGUGCGCUCGGGUCUGGGAACAUACCGAGCUACCGCCCGCUGCUGCAGGCGGAGACGUACGCGUUUCUGCAGCGGCUGAUCGACACCCCGGAGAACUACAUGAACCACAUCAAGAGGUUCUCGGGCAGCCAGACGCUGUCGAUUGUGUAUGGCUACCGGGUCACAACGGAUGACGAUCCCCAGCUGAAGAGGGCCGAGGAGACGCUCGAUCUGCUCGGGAACCACAUCGCGUCUGCGGGUGCGGGCGUGUGGUUGGUGGACGUCCUCCCUUUCCUCAAGUACGUACCUUCGUGGCUGCCCGGAGCCGGGUUCAAACGUAAAGCCGCCGCAUGGAAAGCGGUGAUCGAGCGCGGUGCCGACGAGCCGUUCCAGUGGGUCAAGAACAGCAUGAAAACGGGCAAUGCGGCGAUGUGCUACUGCACAAUGCUCAUGGGCAAGGAUACCGUCGACGAGAAGCGCGAAUACGACAUCAAGUGGACAGCGAACGCCAUGUACAUAGCAAGCAUCGACACAUUCCUGACCACCAUGAGCCACUUCAUCCUCGCGAUGGUGAAGUACCCGGCGGCGAUGCGCAAGGCGCAGGCGGAGAUCGACGCGCUCACGGGCGGGCGACGCCUCCCCACCCCGGACGACCGCGCCGCGCUGCCGUACGUCGAGGCCGUCUUGCGCGAGUGUCUGCGCUGGACCGCCCCAGUGCCGCUUGGGCUUCCGCAUCGCCUCAUGGAGGACGAUGUGUACCAGGGGCGGACGAUCCCUGAGGGGACGCUGAUCUUUGCCAACAUUUGGAGGAUGACCCGUGAUCCGGCGGUGUUCGUAGAUCCCGAAGCGUUCAUCCCCGAGCGGUAUCUGGAGGCCGUAGACGACGCGAUUGCGAAGAAGCGCGACCCUUGGAGCUACGUCUUCGGCUUCGGACGCAGGAAAUGCCCAGGCUCUCACCUCGCCGACGCGUCUCUCUGGCUCGUCAUGGCGUGCAUGCUCGCGACGCUCGACUUCGAGAAGGCCACGGACGCCUCGGGAAGCACCAUCGAGCCGCAGCAGGAGUACAACAACGCGACGUUCAGGAUACCCGAGCAGUUCCCGUGCAAGAUCAGCCCGCGGUCCGAGCACGUCAUGCAGCUCAUCCAGGAGGCCGCCGUUGCUGCGUAGGCCCUCGGGGGGAUUGCUCAGCUGAGGCCUGGGGGUGGGAAGCGUGCUGCUGGAUGCGGCGUGCAGCUAUCUCGAGCGCGUUUUUUGAGCGCGCAGCUCACCGUGUCGCCUCUUUGGCGGCUGGCCUUUCUUGAAUACCGACAUGCGCGGCGUGCGAGAAAUAUGUCUCACUAAUCGAUGGCGAUGUGCCAUAGUAGAUAGUCCACCAUUCGAUUCGAUAUCGUUGGCCAUCCUCUCCUUUGCGAACGCACUCUCUAUCGUCUACAGCCACACUCCUUAGGAUAUCUCCCUUGUUAGUUCUUUAUGAAUAUCUUCCACC